Messenger RNA from Helicoverpa zea (corn earworm), 3238 nucleotides. It is a transcript of the gene ine, whose product is annotated as sodium- and chloride-dependent GABA transporter ine. The transcript is spliced from 9 exons. The record is from RefSeq and is a predicted model, not a curated record. The coding region runs from base 141 to 2321 and encodes 726 amino acids. Gene Ontology annotation, cellular component: membrane. Gene Ontology annotation, biological process: glial cell growth; neurotransmitter transport; transmission of nerve impulse. Gene Ontology annotation, molecular function: osmosensor activity; neurotransmitter:sodium symporter activity. NCBI's taxonomy places the organism in Eukaryota, Metazoa, Arthropoda, Insecta, Lepidoptera, Noctuidae.
UUGACGAACCAGUCAGGGCAGUCGGUCCGCCAGCACAGCCGACCUCGCUCGUCCUCGCGAUCGGUCAUUAUUCACAGGCGCGCGUCGCCAGCGACGCACGCGACAAUAGUCACCGCGUCAUGACCCUGUGACGUGAUAGUAUGAGUAAAAUCGAAAUUUCAACGGAAGCCGCCGCGCCCAGCGUGGCGAUCCACGUGGAGCAGUAUGACGGCCAAGACAGGGAGAACUCAAAGCUCCUCGACCUGCACGCUCCGGCGCCGAUGAUAACGCCCUCUGGGCAAAUGCGCAAAGUGAAGAGCUUCAGUGAUACACACAGAAUUCGUGAUGUGACAGCAGCCUCGGGUGCAGCAUCCGCGCGGUGUCUUCGGCCUUACGAGCAAGUGGCCACUUACCCUGAAGGGUCUGACAGUGGCACCAAUCACUAUGGCGCGCCGUCAGUCCGAUCUCUUGCCUCGAUCGGAAUGGGAUGCACGGAUGGCCGCAAAAUGGUUAUAAGACGGGUACCAACAUCGCCCACGGAAUUGUUCCAUCUAGUUCGUCCUCCUACGCCACCCGACGAGGAUACGGCGUCACACGAGAGUGACUGCGAGGAAGAAGAGGAAGACACGACAGCCCACCUGAAGCCCCGCCGACCGUUCUGGGCCAAUAAAAUACAAUUUGUAUUGGCUUGUGUUGGAUACUCUGUUGGCCUCGGCAAUGUGUGGCGAUUCCCCUACCUGUGCUACAAAAGCGGAGGAGGAGCCUUCCUCAUACCCUAUUUCAUAAUACUCUUAGUAUGCGGUGUGCCAAUGCUUUUCAUGGAGCUGGCUGUGGGCCAGUACACAGCUCACGGUCCCAUUGGUGCCCUGUCACAAAUUUGCCCACUCUUCAAAGGUGCGGGCUUAGCAAGCGUAGUGAUCUCAUUUUUAAUGUCCACAUACUACGCGGUUAUAAUAGCGUGGGCAAUAUACUACUUCUUCACAUCGUUUAAGACGGAGGUGCCGUGGGCGAGUUGCUCCAACCGAUGGAACACGCCGCAGUGCUGGGUGCCCAACCACAACAUGACCAAGCCGAAUGGCUCGCAGACACCCACCGAACAGUUCUUUGAGAAAAAGGUAUUGAGCAUGAGCGCCGGAAUAGAAUUCCCUAAUGGAAUGCGGUGGGAGCUAGCAGCUUGCUUGGUCUGUGCUUGGGUAUUAGUUUACUUCGCUCUGUGGAAAAGCAUCAAGUCUUCUGCCAAAGUACGGUAUAUCACCACAACGCUGCCCUUUCUGCUGAUUAUAGUCUUCCUCGGACGCUCUUUGACAUUAGAUGGAGCUGAUAAAGGACUGAGAUUUUUCUUCAAGCCAGAAUGGGAACUUUUGAAACAGUCAAGACCAUGGGUGAACGCAGCAUCACAAGUAUUUAACUCGAUUGGUGUUGCUUUUGGAUCCAUGAUAAUGUUCGCUUCGUAUAAUCGUUUCGAUAAUAACUUCCUACAUGACACCGUGGCUGUUUCACUAAUCAAUGCAAUCACCAGUCUCAUCGUGGGAAUCUUCACGUUUGCCACUAUUGGAAACAUUGCUUUUGAACAAAAUACUCCCGUGAAGGACGUCAUCGCUGAUAGUCCUGGAUUAUUAUUUGUAGUGUAUCCGCAAGCGAUUGCAAAAAUGCCAGCUUCUCAAUUAUGGGCCGUACUAUUCUUCUUUAUGUUCCUUUGUCUUGGACUUAAUAGCCAGUUUGCCAUAGUGGAAGUAGUAGUGACGUCAAUUCAAGACGGGUUCCCAGACAUGAUUCGCAGACGGCUGGUGUACCAUGAGCUGCUGGUGCUCUGUGUGUGCGGGGUGUCGCUCGUGUUCGGCCUACCACACAUACUACACAGCGGCAUAUACGUGUUCCAACUAAUGGACUACUACGCCGCAUCACUCAGCAUCACAUAUCUCGCCUUCUUCGAAGUCGUGGCCAUAGCUUGGUUUUAUGGCGUAGGAAGACUUUCUAGAAAUAUUAAACAAAUGACAGGUCGUCGUCCAUCGCUGUACUUCCGAGUGUGCUGGCUGAUAGCGACUCCGGCGCUUCUGCUAGCGCUGUGGGUGGCCAGCAUGGUGGACUAUACACCGCCCAGCUACCGCCAGUAUCAGUAUCCCACAUGGGCGCAGGCGCUCGGUUGGAUCAUUGCUUCUCUCUCACUGCUCUGCAUACCAGUGUAUGCAGUCUUCGUCGUUAUCGGAUCGCCCGGAAAUAAUUGGAGAGAAAAAUUGCGUCAUUCAAUACGUCCGACAUCUCUAUGUGAAUGCGGUGUCACUGGAUGCGAUAUUUGCUACUCAGAGUCCGAGCAACCGGACGACAAACCUGCUAUCAACUAGUCUGAAAACAACUUAGAGAAUAAGAACAUACCUACUUUCUGCAAUAGCAUGAGAUAUGCUUUGAUAUCAAGUAUAAACAAGACAGUAAGAUAAUGAAACGAGACGGUAUUCCAUCAUAAUUAUCAUUAAUUUACAAUGAGGCGGCGACCGCACUCGACCUACUAGAUAUAAUAAUGAAGUAGUGCUGGCAUAGUUUUCAAGUAUUUGUUUUGAAGGCGAUUGUUCGUUUUGUCAGCUCAAAUAAUCUUCGAUUUUACUUAUACUGUCAAAGGAAGAACCUUUUUGUGCAUAAUCUACUAAGUUCAUACCACAUACAUAAGGGUUAUUAAAACUCAUUUUGAAACUAAGUAAACAACCCUAAAAACAGUAUUAAGUUUAAUAGUAAGUAUGUAUUUAGAUUUUUUUAAACAAAUUGACGCAGAGAGACAUUCAGAGUUUGUCGACGUGAUGUAAGUGUAAGUAGGAACUUGUACGUUUCCUUAACACUUUCGUGAUCAAAGUCAUUCCAUUAGAAUAGUACAGCAUAUUUAGUUAAAUUUCUAUUUAUUCCUAGUACUUAGGUUUAACAUAUUGUGAAUAAAACCAAGAGAUUUAAACGAUAUAAAUACGUGGGUAAACCACUUUCUUCUACAUUACUGCAGUUUGACUAUUACAAAUCGAAUAUUGUACACACGCACAUAAGUACAGUUUUUAUUUUAAAUUAUAUUUUGGAUCUAUUACGAAUCUUGUAUCUCCAAGAUAAUAAUCGACACCUUACAAGAAUUACAUUUGAUUUGUGUUCACCAUAGGAACUCAUAGUACAAUAUGUCUAAAAAUGUUGUAACGUAAUGUAAAUACAACUAUUUGUAAAUAAACGAGUAUCAAACUUGUUACUUUAGCAUUUAAGAAUAUUGAAUAAAAAUAUACUUUAAAUAAUA